This is a messenger RNA of Vigna umbellata (rice bean), 1147 nucleotides long. The record is from RefSeq and is a predicted model, not a curated record. Lineage: Eukaryota; Viridiplantae; Streptophyta; Magnoliopsida; Fabales; Fabaceae.
ACUAAACUGUCCCGGAUUGUAUUUAGAUGUUUGUUUUGACUAUUGUGGAAACAUGGUGUGUCUACGUUUGUGCUUUGUUAGAAAUACAGUUUUCCCUUGCAUUGCAUAUUUACAUUCUAAAUUAAUGGUUUCUUCAUUCUUGGCCUUGCAAAUCCACAAUGUGAAAUGGAACUUGACUCGUUGGAGUUUGGAAGUGUGUGAUCAGUAUGCCAUCAGUCCUUCACACUCUUUCCUACUUUGUGACGCUGCGAAAAUAUGAUUUUAUUUAUUAUUUUGAGCUUGUAUUAAUGCUUGUAAGAUGAUUUUUAAAGUUUUAUGAUUUUUAUGCUUUGCUAUGAGAAAAUAAUCAAAUUAUGAUUGAGAUAAGAGUUUUGCGAAUCAUAUGUAUCGUUGUGCUUUUUUUAGGUUCUGCAGCAACAACAGCGAUAUGAAAGAGAAAUUGCCUUGGCUGAGAUUGAAAACAGUCGCAAAAUGUUAAUUGACAAGCUCUCUGAGUACAAAGGUAAGGAAUUGGAAGUGAUACAUGAAGCUUCCACUUUUGCUAGUGAAACAGUGGAGCACAGCAAUGAUCUACUACUUCCUCCAUAUCCUAGCCGCCCUCCCUACUCUGUGUCUAUGGACAAGGAAUAUCUCUCGCAGAUUCCUUCCGUGAACAAGUCUGGUCGCAAUGGGUUAAUGACGCUUGAUCCAAUGAUUGAGACCAACAAGAAUCUCCGUGAAAAAGAUCAAAAUCUCGUUGAAAAUGGGGCUAAAAAUUCGAGAAAAGGAUUGGGAUUUUUUAUAACUUCUGCAGCCAAAACAAUGCUCACGGUAGCUGGCGUGGUAUCAAUAUUAAGUUUGUCUGGUUUCGGGCCUAAGUUAGGCACACGUUUCAGCGUGCAAGGCUGGCGUCACAGAGUAGAAAAUGUGGAGAGAUCUACAACUAAAAAUGGGGGUGAGAGACCAAGUACUCAGUGUCCACCUGGGAAAAUAAUGGUGUGGGAAAAUGGGGAAGCGCGAUGCCUAGUGAAAGAGAGGGUUGAAAUUCCAUUUUCAGCUGUUGCUGCAACUCCUGAUAUAAACUAUGGAUGUGGUUGACAAUGGCUUUUGUACUCUGCAUUGUAUAUCAGUUCACUUUCUUCUCCCUUUCUUUUGUUCCUUCGUUCUA